Syzygium oleosum is the source of this 1235-nucleotide messenger RNA. RefSeq names its product vacuolar protein sorting-associated protein 32 homolog 2. The transcript is spliced from 8 exons. Gene Ontology annotation, biological process: vesicle budding from membrane; late endosome to vacuole transport via multivesicular body sorting pathway. The coding region runs from base 212 to 865 and encodes 217 amino acids. Lineage: Eukaryota; Viridiplantae; Streptophyta; Magnoliopsida; Myrtales; Myrtaceae. The record is from RefSeq and is a predicted model, not a curated record. Gene Ontology annotation, cellular component: multivesicular body; ESCRT III complex; cytoplasmic side of plasma membrane.
CUCUCUCAAUCAACACGCCUAAGCAAACCUCCGUCGUCCCCCAAUUUCAGCCCUCUCUUCCACCCGUCUCCACCACCACUUCCUCUCCACCGAACCACCGCGUCGCCAUCGCCGUAUCCGCCUCCGUUCGAUCCCUCCUCCGGCAUCGAGUUCCGCCGUCAAUUUUCCCCGAGGGGCAUCGAGAGGGUUUUGUAGGGGCGGGCGAUCGACCAUGUUUAACCGGCUCUUCGGGAAACCUAAGCAGGAGACCAACGCUCUCACCACGUUGGACAAGUUGAACGAGACACUUGAAAUGCUGGAGAAAAAGGAGAAAGUUCUCAUAAAGAAGGCUUCUCAAGAGGUUGAGAAAGCGAAGGAGUUCACUAGAGCAAAAAAUAAAAGGGCGGCAAUUCAAUGCUUGAAGAGGAAGAGGCUGUAUGAACAGCAAGUUGAGCAGCUUGGAAAUUUCCAACUUCGGAUUCAUGAUCAGAUGAUAAUGUUGGAAGGAGCAAAAGCAACAACUGAGACUGUGGAUGCUCUGAGAACUGGAGCAGCAGCCAUGAAAGCAAUGCAGAAGGCGACAAAUAUUGAUGAUGUGGACAAGACCAUGGAUGAGAUAAAUGAACAAACGGAGAACAUGAAACAAAUUCAAGAGGCAUUGUCAACUCCUAUUGGUGCAGCCGCUGACUUUGAUGAGGAUGAGCUUGAGGCAGAGCUUGAAGAACUGGAAGGCGCUGAGUUGGAAGAACAGCUCCUUCAGCCUGCCACAACAGCUCCAGCUGCUCCAGUGCAUGUCCCAGCUGGUCCGCGUCCAUCCCGCCCAGUUCCUCAGAGGACAGCCGAGGAGGAUGAACUUGCUGCUUUGCAGGCUGAGAUGGCACUUUGAGCAGGUCUUGCUGCUCAUAAUUAGACUGAGGCUGUGUAAAGACCUGGCCAAACCUGUAAUAUGGACAUUCCUGCUGCUGUGCUGCUGUGCAUAGGCAUGAAUAUUUUUCCGUGGAUCCAUACUGAAAAGACGUGUAGAUAAAGGUGGCAUGAUUCAAAAGAUGUCCCCCUUUGAGACCUGUAUUCUGAUUUCUGGUGCUUCUAGUGUGGUCUCUCUUUUUUAAUUUCAACUUCAUGUCGAACAUCAAACUUCUCCUUAUUGUUUGGAAGACAACUCUAGAUAUCUCAGGUUAGAUUUUUAUUUUCCCUUCGUGUGCCACUGUUAAAAUUAAUGCAAUGUCGAAUCGCUGAGGGGGGCUUGCUCAUCAUAA